AUGUGCAGGCCACGCAGUCACUUACUCAGUCACUCGACUCAUCUAUUUUGCUUCAUCGCUAUCAAAAUGCCUACCAUACUGGACAAUACGCUCAAGUCAAAGAACAUGGUUCUUGCGUUUGGAGGCGUAGUAGCUGCUGCUACGGUAUGGAUGCUCUCUGGCGACAUGUUUCCUGCCGAAGAAGACCCCAAAGGAGAACCGGAUACAUGGACAAGAGAAGAGAUGCGAAGAUGGCUCGAGGCUCGCAACCUCUUUCCACAGUCAACUGAUACGCGGGAGCAAUUGCUGGCCCGAAUCAAGGCAAACCUAAGAGUCCCUCGCAAGUAA
Molecule: messenger RNA, 327 nt
Organism: Akanthomyces muscarius
Lineage: Eukaryota; Fungi; Ascomycota; Sordariomycetes; Hypocreales; Cordycipitaceae
Exons: 5
Coding region: 1-327 (108 amino acids)
Source: RefSeq, a predicted model, not a curated record